GUUUCAUCGAGCUGGCUGACAGGCGGUUACACCAGAGGUGCACGGCUCCGCCUCGCCUGUGCUCUGUACUGCUGCAGUGAGCUGAAACUUACAUUGAAACUUUAAAGCACACUGCCACUGUCAGACGCGAGUAACACACGCACACACGCAGGGUCGUUUGAAGGAUUGUCUGGAUCGAGACAUUUCAAUGAGAGAACGAUACCACGGAAAGCAUUAACGUUCUCUGUAUAUCACUACACUUUCCCAUUGUAAACAAUGGUCAUUUCUACUUGGUGAUAUUUAAUCAGCAAAAAAUAAAAACAACAAGAAGUUUCCAGCGAGUUCGGUGUCUGGGUCAUGGCUGGAAUUUGCAAGUCUCAGGGUACAGGGUUCCUAACGGAUAUGUCAUCCAAGCACAAGACCCCAGUUAAGAACUUUGAGAAUCUAACUCUGGACUCGGGCUAUGGAGGGAUGGCAGGGUCCUGCAGGUCCUCUGUCCUGUCCCUGUCCCCCACCAGCCUGGACCCUCCCACCUGUCAAGGUGGCAGCUUGUGGACCAUCCCAGGAGACGUGGGCUUCAGCCAGGACAGCGGCAGCAGCAACAACGGCUGCCACAAGUGCCAGUCCGAGGGCCUGGAGGGGCUGGAUCUGUGCCCCAAGCUGCCGCCUGUGGACUACGUGCCCUGGAGCGAGGAGGAGAUGAUGAGCGUGAUGAGGAAGUGCCAGCCGAGUUCCUUAAUCAAGGAGGGCGUCUCUCCUCCCUGCGCCACCGCCGGCCUCCUCUGCAAGCUCUCCACCUGCCUGGGCCGAGCCCUGCUUCGAAUCGCCAGGGAAGCCCAGCGGCUGAGUCUCCAGUGCGCCAAGUGCACCAAGCUGGAGGUCCAGAGCGCGGCCAAGCUCACCCUGUCCUGGACGCUGUCGGAGGCCUGCGUGGCCGCCGGGGUGCGGGCGCUGUCCCUCUACAACAUGAGCGCUGUGGAGCCGUUCUCCACGGGGCAGAGCGCCCUGUGUGGGCUGCAGUUCUCGGUGGGGCGCAUGUUCCGCUGGCUGGUGGACAGCAAGGUGGCCCCCCGGAUACACGAGCACGCUGCGAUCUACCUGGCGGCCGCUCUGGAGAGCCUGCUGGAGGAGGUGUGCGGCCGGCUGCUGUCUGCUCAGUCUGGAGGGAGCCUGGAUGAGAAAGCCCUGGAGCACGUUCUCAACAACGAUGCAGAGCUGUGGGGGCUCUUCCAGCCCUACCAACAUCUGUCCUGCGGGAAGAACGCUUACGGCGUUCCCUCCCUGCCCUCCUACCUGAGUAUCCACACGCUGGGCCAGCCCGGCUCCCGGGCCCUCUUCAGACACGCGGAGCUGCAGACCCUCCUCACCACGUCCGUGGGCAGCGUGGCGGAGCUCAGCUCCCUGGUCAUCAACGCCAUGUUCUUCCUGCAGCAGCUGGGAGCUCAGAGCGGCAGCGGGGGGGCCUUCCAGCUGCACUUCAAGCAGGGGCCCGUGUCGUGGGAGCCCGAGGCCCUGCACGCUCUCUACUACUACACACGCUGCCAGCAGAUGGAGUGGGAGAACCCCAACACAGAGCCCCCCAGGGUCAAGCUGUGCAGCGAGAGGCCCUACGUGUCCCUGCCUCCCGUGGCGGAGUGGAUCCGUGUCUGCGUGGCUCACGCCGAGCACCGGCACAGCCUGACCAUCGACAGCAACGACGUCCAGCAAGCAGCCAGACUGCUGCUGCCCGGAGUGGACUGUGAGCCACGACAGCUCAGGGUGGAAUGCAGUCUCUACGCCUCCAAGCGCCUUGAAGCCCAAUCGGCAGAGCAAAAGCUGAGGUGGAACCUGGCCUUCCGCAUGCUGAGCUGCGGCCGCACUGACCUGGUGCAGCCAGCGGAGGCGCUGCUGGGACCGGAGGGGAUCAACUCCCUGAACGAGCAGGGCCUGUCCCCCCUCAUGUAUGCCUGUGCCGCUGGGGACGAAGCCAUGGUCCAGGUGCUGUUGGAAGCCGGAGCUGAUAUUGAUGUUCAGGUCCCCAGUAACCUGCAGCGGGCUCCCUCGGUUCACCCCGAGAUGAGGCACAGGACUGCACUCGCGUUCGCCAUUGCGUUCGGCCACAUCUCUGUGGUUCAGUUGCUUUUAGAAGCUGGUGCCGAUGUGGACGGCUGUGUCACCGAUGGAGUGAUGUCGGAAUCUCCUUUACAGCUUGCAGCAGCAGCGGGUCACUUGGAGCUGGUCUCCCUGCUGCUGGAGCACGGUGCGGACCCCCUGUGUGGGUCAGCCUGUGAGGGAGGGGUGGGGGCGUCGAUUCAUGGGACCACCAAUGCAUUCAGCCUGGCUGCAGCGCACGGGCACAGGAACGUGCUGCGGAAGCUGCUGUCCCAGCCGGCGAGUCACAGCAGUGAUAUCCUGUCCCUGGAGGAUAUCCUAGCAGAGGGGGAAGGUCUCCCCACCCCAGCCAGACCCAGCCAUAGUGGGAAGGUGCGCAGGAGAGUGCUGCAGGAGGCCGUGUACCAGAGUGCGGAGCAUGGCUUUCUUGACAUCACCCUGGAGCUGCACAGACAAGAAGCCGUGCCGUGGACCCUGCACACGUGGCUGGAGUCUCUGCGCAGCGCCUUCUCUCAGCGCCGCUGGGACGUGACGCAGUGCCUGCUGGGAGAGUUCGGUGAGCUCAGGGAGGUGUUCAGCCAGGAGAUGGUGUCUCAAGGACUGCCGAUCCUUUUCGAGAUCCUCCGCAACAGCAAGAUUGAAUCCACAUUCCAGCAGCUGGCAGCGAUCUUCAGCCGGUGCUACGGGCCGUACCCCAUCCCUGCUGUGCCCGACACUGGCCUGCAGCAGCAACUCCACCUGGAUCCCUUGUUCCUGAACAAUAAGGAGAUGUCAGAUGUCACCUUCCUGGUGGAAGGGAAGCCCUACUAUGCACACAAGGAGCUGCUCGCGGCUGCGUCCUCGAGGUUUCAGAGUCUUAUUUCUGUGGCUUCCUCUGAGUCUACGAGCCACAUUGAGGUGCGGGACGUGACAUACACCGGCUUUCAGGUGGUGAUGCAGUAUAUCUAUAAUGGAGGUGUUGAAGGGACACACAUCAGCAAGCAUCAAGUUCUUGACGUUCUCCGCGCAGCCAGUUUCUUUCGAUUGAAGGCCCUGAAACGACACUGUGAGAUUCUCUGCACCAAAAACAUCUACGCAGCUGAGAUUGUCUCAGUAUACCGGCACGCCAAGCUGUACAAGGCCUCCGAGCUGAAGGUGUUCUGUGAGGGAUACUUUCUGAAAAACAUGCCUGCCCUGCUGGAAGUGAGCUCAUUCCGGCACCUCCUGCUCGGCGUGGACGGUACUGCAGGGGACGAGAGCCUGUCUCACGACCUCCUCCAGACCCUGGCCUCCAGAAUGCACGCCAUCUACCAGCCGUCCUCCAAGGAGACGAUGGUGUAGCGGAGAUGGGGCGGCUGUGUGAAACUGUGCAUAGAGCCGAAGCCAGUCCCUGACUGCGCUGGCAGAACUAUGUGUGUGUGUACGUGUGCGGGCGCGACGUGCUUCAUUUCAAUAUGUUGUUCAGGGAUGCUAUUAUGAUUCAGAUCGCAAUGUUUACUGCACAUUUACUGAGGCACUAAAAUGUUUGCUUGCACCAAAGAGACCACAUUGCGACCUCUUAGGGGGAGGGCUGUUUCACUUCAGGGGUGUUCUCAAAAAAUAGGAAACAAUUCAGCCAGAAAUCCCUGCUUCAGGCUGGAGCGCGCUCACUGUGGAACAGCCUCCUCACCUGAGCCUCUUUGGGGCCGUGUGGGAGUCACACAUGUCACAUUUCUUACUGAGGAAGCUGGGAUCUGCUUUUAAACAUUUCAGGCAAGGCUGCAUUUGUUUUGUGCCCUGCAAAAAAAUGGUAUGCUGAAUUUCCUGGAACUGCUAGCAUUGGUCAUGGUCUAUCCAGCUGAAAUAUGUUUGCAUUAUUUUUACAAGGAGGAAAUAAAUGUAUGCAAACCAAUGUCUGAUACAUAUAAAUAGAUAGAUAGAUAGUGUAACGUAGCCUCGCUGUCGUCGGCUUGUUUGCCCUUUAAAAACCUAGAGCCUACCUUCACUUUAACAGGUUCCUGACUAACACACAGGACGGCUAAGCCGUUUACCUGUCAACACACACUUUAACAAAACAGUUUUCUUUUUUUAAGCAUCCAAACUCUUCUUAUCCCAGCUCCCUGAUGAUCUCUCUCCCUAAUGGAGCUGGAAGCUCUCUUUUACAGUUUGUGGCUGUUCCAAAUCAACACCAGUUACCUCGUUUGGGAACAGCCACAUUCUCACAUUUUUUUGGCAGGGAGAGGAAUUAACCCCGUCCCUGCCAACCACCACCAAAACACACAACACUCAGACUUUAUUUACAUGCAGAGCCCUUUCUGUGUUACACUGCCUCCCCUUUGUGCGUAGCACACUGGCCAUUCGACAGCCACCCCUCCUCCCAAAACAUAACCACCCACCCUCAAGUCCAAAAAAGUCCAUUUUCGCCCCUUCCUGCGGGCGAGCUUGAGGAUGGGUCGGUCCCUCCGGCGCUUCUGGGUAGGGACCGAAAACCGGCGAUGAGGGAACCCAAUGGAGUGACAGGGGUAACAGGUGUGCAGGCCGGUGAUCUGGCAGGAGCAGCAGACAGAGGUUCGAGGCUUGGCCACAGCGGAGAGAUGUCUGAGCCACCAGGGGAAGCACAGCAAAAGGCAGGGGGAGCCCAGGCGCUGGAGACAGCGGGGCUUCUCCCUCAGGCACUGGAGACAGCAGGGCUUCUGGUUUAGGUGUUGACCUCACCCAUCUCUGGAACAUAAACUCCAGCUCUGUUGGUUCCGGCUCUGGAAGUCCCCGUUCCACUGCCUGUUGCUCUCCUCCUGAGCAGCGGCGGCCACUUUCAUUGCCCAAAUCAUCUCUCGCAGCUCUUCCAUUUUUAUUUAUUUAUUUUAUUGUGCUGGGUCAGUAGGGCGCGUUUUUACCGCUGCCACCAUAUGUAACGUAGCCUCUCUGUCGUCAGCUUGUUUGCCCUUUGAAAACAUAGACCCAGACCUUUGAUUUUUGAGUGCUUCUGCGCACUUUUAACACCAACGAAACAAAAGCCUAGCUCAAACGUAGAGCCUACCUUCACUUUAACAGGUCCCUGACUAACACACAGGACGGCUAAGCCGUUUACCUGUCAACACACACUAACAAAACAGUUUCCCUAUUUUUAAACAACCAAACUCUUCUUAUCCCAGCUUCCUGGUGAUCUCUCUCCCUAAUGGAGCUGGAAGCUCUCUUUUAUAGUUUGUGGCUGUUCCCAAUCAACACCAGUUACCUCGUUUGGGAACAGCCACAUUCUCACAUUUUUUUGGCAGUGAGAGGAAUUAACCCCGUCCCUGCCAACCACCACCAAAACACACAACACCCAGACUUUAUUUACAUGCAGAGCCCUUUCUGUGUUACAAUAGAAGAUAGAUAGAUAGAUAGACAGACAGACAGACAGACCGACCAGAAGGCUGUUUCUCAGUGUUACAGUAUUACUUUCCCAAAUGGUUAAACACUUCCUGGCACAAGUUCUCAUGUAGUUCUUGUUGUUGUUGUAAUAAUUAUUGUUCUUGCCAUUAAUUUAUCAUUUUGUUUAUUGUUUCUGUAAUAGUUUUUUCAGCUGAGCCACCUUUUAAAAUGUUUGGUACUAAAUGUUAAUAUUCCUAAUAGUUGUGCAAUAUUGUACAUAGUUUUUUUUUCUGUUCUCUACAGUUUCUCCUUUUUAAUUUAAUUUAAUUUAUUGUAAUUGAUUUUUUUGUAUGUUUUGUACAGAUUUGUAAAGCUGACAAAUUAAAGCCAGAUAUUUAAA
This is a messenger RNA of Acipenser ruthenus (sterlet), 5779 nucleotides long. Its product is annotated as ankyrin repeat and BTB/POZ domain-containing protein 3-B-like. The coding region runs from base 337 to 3390 and encodes 1017 amino acids. Gene Ontology annotation, molecular function: protein heterodimerization activity. The record is from RefSeq and is a predicted model, not a curated record. The transcript is spliced from 18 exons. NCBI's taxonomy places the organism in Eukaryota, Metazoa, Chordata, Actinopteri, Acipenseriformes, Acipenseridae.